AUGUCUGACUUUAGUUCUGAAUGUGAUGAAAGUAAUGUAUCGGCCAUUGUUACUUCCGUACCACAAACGGUCGAACCGAAUUACCAAGCUAAAACAAAUUAUCCUGCUAGAGGCAAAAGAGGCGGCUAUAGCACUAGAAUUUUUAGAAGAACACGUGGCGGAGGUUACCGGCAAAGUACUGGUCAGCAUGAUUACGAUAAUAACAAAGUUAUACAUAUUCCUUCAACAAAAGUCGGAAGAGUGAUAGGUCGUGGAGGAUUAAUAAUUCGAAAUUUGCAAUAUCAAACAGAAACAAAAAUAAUAAUUGGCUGUACAGAAGGAGACAAAACAAGUAUUACACUUCUUGGCUCUGAUUCUGCCAUUUCACAAGUAGAAGAAAUUAUUAAAGAUCUUACUACAGAACCAUCACCAAAUGUUGAGGAAAAUCAUAGUAAUGAAUAA
Messenger RNA from Pieris macdunnoughi, 441 nucleotides. The record is from the annotation of a GenBank genome assembly. Lineage: Eukaryota; Metazoa; Arthropoda; Insecta; Lepidoptera; Pieridae.